AUGGACGUCGUGGGCGUGCUGCUGUUCUUCUUCGACAUCUACACGGACGCGCUGGUGGUGGAUGCGCUCUCCAAGACGGACCACCGCGACUGGAUGACGGUCACCCUGGUGUUCAUAUUGUGGCAUUACGUCAUCAUGGCGGUGCUCGUGACCGCCUACCUGAAGAGAACCACCACCAAGCUGAACGUGCUGGGUCUGGAGGAGGGCGACUCCGCGGUGGGGGGUGCUGCAGUGUUGGGCUCCCGACGACGUCACCGCUGGCUGCUGUUCGUACCUGUGGCGGUACCUGGGGUGGUGCUGCUGGACAUCACGAUGCUGUUCACCUCCAUACUCCCCAUCGCCUUCCCGAGGCUGUUUGUCAACUUCUCGUCCUUCCUGUCCAACUACAACUUCUCCAGGUUCUUCAUUGAGUUUGUGUUCGAGAGCAUUCCGCAAACAAUUUUGCAAACCUACAUCUACCACCAGCUGGCCCAGGGCAGUCAUGCAGCGCAGGUGAACGAAUGCGCGCUUCGAGGCGAUACCUGGAAGUUGGUGACUCGGGCCAUCAAGCGACACAAGAAGCUGGAAAAGGUGAAGCUCAUCCAGACCGGCGUGCUGACCAAGUACCGCAACGCCAAGCGCUAUCUGGCGGUACGGAUGCUGUUCAAACACAGCCUGGGACUCAAGACCGUGGCGUUGUGUCUUAGCUGGUGGGACGAGGACUACUUGCAGGGUGCUGUGGAUAUGUACCUCUUAGACCACCCCACCCUGGAGUCUCUGGCAAUAGAGCUGCCGCCAGGGGCGCCCUUCGCAUUACGGGAGGCGGGCACCGCGGACCCACGGGUCGGUGUGGAUAACAGCUACCGCGGCAAACCGGGCCGCCGCGCUGCGCGGCGAUCAGGUUACUUCCUCGGCGGCUCCGUCGGCGGUGGAGGCGGCGGCACCGCCGCCGCCUUGCCUACGGCACGGUACGGCGUUCGGAGCCGGCUGGCAGAGGCCGCCGGGGCCGCAGGUGUUAACGGCGUCAGACACGGCGGCGGCGGCCAGGGUGCUGGCGGCGGCGGCGGCGGCGGAGGGACGCCACGCGCGCGGUCGUACUUUGGCGUCAGCGGUCCCGCUGCCGGCUUUCUGAGUCCCUUCUCUACGGACGCAUCGGCUGCGGGUUCGGCAGCAGGAGCCGCCGGCGGCAGCGGCGGCACCGCCGCAGUGCUGGGUUGGGUACAGUACGGCGGCGCUGUGCUUUCCGGACUCGCCUCGUACGUUACUGACGGUGCCGUCAGUACGAUACAGGGCUUGGCGGCGGUGGCCUCUGGUCAGCCCUGGGGCUCCGCUGCCGCUGGCGGUGCCGCCAUCCCUGGCGUCGCCUCGCCGCGCUACUGCUGGUUGCUGGCGUCGGUGCUGGCGUCGGCGCCGGCGCUGCGGUCGCUUUACAUACACAACCACGCUCUGCCGGAAGCCGCGGCGGAUGGCGUGGGGCAGCUGGCGGCAGCGCUGGCGGGCAACACUCGGUUGACGGCGCUGAGCUUACGGGGCAGCGCAGUUGGGGAUGCGGGCGCAGCGGCGCUGGCUCGCGCGUUGUCAGGGCACAAUUCCACUUUGCAGCUUCUGAACUUGCGUCGUUGCCAGCUUCACGACGAAGGCGUCUCCGCGCUGUGUGCCUGUCUGCUGGAGAACCGCGGACUGCGCAGUCUGGACCUCUCCCACAGCCGGAGCAGCGACGCCGGCGUCGCCAAUGCGGCCCUCCAGGUCGUCACCGCCGUCGCCACCGCCGCUGCCGGAGGCAGCGGCGGAGGCGACGGCGGUGACGACCUGGAGGGCCGCAUUGGCGACGCCGGCGUCGCUGCUCUGGGCGCAGCGUUGGCACGCAACCGCUCGCUUCGUGAGCUGAAUUUGGCGGGGUGUCGCUGUGGUGAGCUGGGUGGUACGGCACUGCUGGAGGCGUUGCAGGUCAACACCGCGUUGCAG
This is a messenger RNA of Volvox carteri f. nagariensis, 1944 nucleotides long. RefSeq lists its product as uncharacterized. The record is from RefSeq and is a predicted model, not a curated record. Gene Ontology annotation, molecular function: protein binding. The transcript is spliced from 10 exons. Lineage: Eukaryota; Viridiplantae; Chlorophyta; Chlorophyceae; Chlamydomonadales; Volvocaceae. The annotation marks the transcript as partial.